GUUCUUGCCCAUCCCGGGCCAGCCAGUCAUUCCAAUCACUUCAGCUUUUGUACGCUAGCUCUGCUUGCUGUGAUAGCGCGAAUGCCAUACCGGGCUACGGAAGGUCCUUGUCGACUAGCAAGACUAGGCAAGGCUGGAUUCUCAUCGUUCUUUAUCCGUUGUUUCUGCGGUGAUUGACCUGAAACAUAUCAAAAUUCGACAAGGUUGCGGCUACCGCCCGAAGAUGACACUCGGAUAUGGAAAAUUCCCGCAGGAAUCCUAUAUGAAGGCUGCCUUCUUUCUCAGUGACGUUUCCAGGACGACCCUACAAGCUCUGCUGCCUGCCGAUGUGGCCAUUCUCGUCGUACCCGGAACGCUCCGUGCAAGAGCUCGAGGAUGUCUACGACUAUAUCGUAGUUGGAGGUGGCACUGCUGGAUGCGUGCUCGCUAGCAGGCUCAGCGAAGAUGAAUCUGCAACGGUGCUGCUAGUAGAGCGCGGAGGCGUUCAGGAUUCUUGGAUCGCACGCGUACCAUUGCUUUCCUCUCACUUCGCAUCAGAUGGCUCGCGCUCUCGUGUUUGGAAGUCCAUUCCGCAGGAACGCGUCAACGGGCGCGCGUUCGAGUUGGCUGGAGGUAACUCGUUGGGUGGCUCAUCCAAGAUCAACGCCAUGCUGUACACGCGCGGCCUUCCCGCGGAGUACAAUUCGUGGAGCCAGGCGGGGCAUAAAGGGUGGAGCUACGAUGAGAUUCAGCCGUACUUCGUCAAGUCUGAGACGGAUCUCGAUCAGAACCCAGAAAGUGCCGACGCGUUUCAUGGCGUAUCUGGCCCGUGGCAAAACAGAUCGUACAAGCAAAAUGUUUGGGGUCAUACUACUCCAAUCAUCGAAGGCGCGAAGGCAUUAGGAGUUCCAUACGUAGACGAUCUCAACUCCCCUCUCCAUCCCUCACACGGCUGCGCGAAGAUGCACUUCAAUAUUGACCAGCGUGGCUACCGCAGUUCCACCCUCACGGCAUUCCUGCCCCAGUCGGUUGCAUCACAGCGUGCGCAGCGCUUGCACAUCUGCACACGCACUUCCGUGCUUCGCAUUGACGUGCAAAAGGGCGAGAAGGAUGUUUCAGAGGCAAGGGGUAUCCAUAUCCAGGCUCUGAACGGGCGCUCGUCAUCAAGUGGGAUUGGCCCGCAAGGACAUUUAGAGAAGCAUGGCAUUCCGGUCAUGAAGCAUCUGGCUGGGGUAGGAUCUCACCUGCAAGACCAUCUGGGCGUCCCUGUGCAGUAUCGGGUGCCAUUACGCGACUCUGUGGUGCAGCUGCAAGUUCGACCUUGGUUAAUCAUCAAGGAACUCUUCUUAUACCUUUUCUUUGGGCUUGGGAUCCUGCUCGCUCCGGUGCUGGAGCUAUCCAUUUUCCUCCAGUCGCGGCUCUUCGAUGCAGACUUUCGUACUAUCACACCUACUAAGGCAGACGAGGAUGCCUCGUUGCCCGUGAAUAUACCCGAUAUUGAAGUCAUGCCCAUCGCUUGGAGCGACAUAGCGGCAUCAAAAGUCAAAGGCGAUGGCGGCCUCGGAUUUCUCGUGAUACCGCUGAGGCCAAACUCGAAAGGAACGAUUCGAUUGGCUUCGAGCGACCCUCGCGAUGAUCCCGUUGUUGAUUUGAACUAUCUUGCCACCGACUACGACUGGACGAUCAUGCGCCAGGGUAUCCGUUUCACAAUGCGCCUCAAGGAGCAAAUUUCUGCUAGAGGCUACCCAAUCCGUGACUAUCUCGUGCCGCCCAGCGAAUCCGACUCCGACGUCAACGAAUUCAUUCGCCGCUAUGCGCAGACGUCGUAUCAUUAUUCGUCUACGUGUAGGAUGGCGCCGGAAGACGGCGGAGUUCAUGCAGGCGGGGUGGUCGAUGACAGGCUGCAAGUGCAUGGCGUGCGGGGACUGCGGAUUGCUGACUCUAGCGUGUUUCCACAUAUCUUGAGCACUCAUCUUGCUGCAGCUACUGUCGCCGUCGCCGAGAAGUGCGCUGACAUGAUAAAGGAAGAACAUGUCAGCAAGGUCUGCUAGAACCCGUUCAGCCUGUGCGAUCCCUGGUGGAACAGCGACGUCGUGUUUUGGUCAUUUUCAUGCAAUCGUUUUCUUGCUGGCGUUCAUUCGUGGCGAUGGCGUACCAAACGACGAGACGUUCACUUACGCGACUCAUUGUGGACCGUUGGACGCAUCAUCCACUUAUAUCAGAACAGGAGGUUGUCUACGUGGUGGCAGCUUUAGGCAGCCCCAGAAUGAAAACUCUCGAAGAGAAACGUUACCCAAGGUUAAUCCAGACAUUAACAAAACUUAGCCUAAAUAUCCUAGAUUGCAAUUGUCGUAGAACUUAUCAUAUUGACACAUGGAACUUAUCUACACAAGCGUAACUAACAGGAAUACUUACGGUUAAAG
Laetiporus sulphureus 93-53 is the source of this 2402-nucleotide messenger RNA. Its product is annotated as GMC oxidoreductase. Gene Ontology annotation, molecular function: flavin adenine dinucleotide binding; oxidoreductase activity, acting on CH-OH group of donors. The transcript is spliced from 8 exons. Lineage: Eukaryota; Fungi; Basidiomycota; Agaricomycetes; Polyporales; Laetiporaceae. The coding region runs from base 327 to 2030 and encodes 567 amino acids. The record is from RefSeq and is a predicted model, not a curated record.